CGGGCCCACCUCUGCUCCUUGCCCUCUCGCUCUCCCGCCGUGCCCUCCCUCCCUGGCUCUCCUGCCCCUCCAGGUGCGCACCCCUCACCUCGCCAUCCUCGGUGCGCUUGCGCGGUGCUCAGGAGUAGCUGGGCUGCAGAGUUGAAAAAACUUAGGCGGCUCCAGUGCGGUUCUCUGAGGACUCGGGCUAACGUCAGCGCGGCGCGUGGACAGGUGGCUACGCUCCCCGCGAUGGGCUGCUCCAGCAGCACCCUCAACAAGGCCGGAGACAGCAGCAGGUUCCGCAGCGUAACUUCAAAUGAACAUUUUUCAACCACAGAGAAAAGUGAGUCCUGCUUUGCCCAACCAAAGCCAUGCACCCUGGGAAGAGAAUCUGCUUUGUAUGACAACACACAAAGGGAAAGCCUUCCCCCUUUAGGAAAGCUCAAGGUUUCAGCAGUGUCUACAGCGAAUGGUGUUAAAUCCCUCAGUGAGCAGCCCCUGGAAAAGAAUGUGGCCCCUGGAAAGGACGCUGUAGACCACUCCGAAUCUACGGAGGAGACACAGCCUACAGAGGGACCAGGUGGCAAAGAUGAUACCCCAGGAACGGAAGAAGAGAAGAAAGAUGUACAAGCAGUGACAGGGGCUCGGCCUUUAAAAGGGAGUGCUGAGGCUGAACAUUUAGGAACAAAAGUCGAGGGUCAGCCUUUGAGGACUGCAGGAGAGAGGGUCUCCCCUGGCACAGUGGAAGGUGAUGAGAAUCCACCACCUGCUGGAGAGAUGAAGCUUCUAGGAACAACUGGAAAUAUCCUGCCUCUGGAAACAGCUAUAGAGCUACAACCUCAAGAAGCAAUGGGAAAGGAUGAGCAGGGCCAACUUCUAGAAACAAUCCCGAAAGAGGAUGAAUCUCCAGAAGUCUUGGAAGGAAGCCAACUUGUGGAAAUAGCUCAAGAGCAGCACCUUCAGGCAACACCAGAAAAACAAGAGCAGUCCCAGCUUCUAGAAACAAUCCCGAAAGAGGACGAAUCUCCAGAUGUCUUGGAAGGAAGCCAACUUGUGGAAAUAGCUGAAGAGCAGCAACUUCAGGCAACACCAGGAAAACAGGAAGAGUCUCAGCUUCUAGAAACAAUUCUGAAAAAGGAUGAAUCUCCAGAAGUCUUGGAAGGAAGACGGCUUGUGGAAAUAGCUGAAGAGCAGCAACUUCAGGCAACACCAGGAAAACAGGAACAGUCCCAGCUUCUAGAAACAAUUCCCAAAGAGGAUAAAUCUCCAGAAGUCUUAGAAGGAAGCCAGCUUGUGGAAACACCUGUAAUGAAUGACCCCCUCCAUAAAACUCCUGAAGGUCCAGGAAGGGUGGACCAGAUUCAACUUGAAGGAAUAGUUGGAAGCUUGGAGCAUUCAGCAGGAACUGCAGAGCCAGGGGCCAGGGUGGAAAUGACCAGGAAAGUUCAUAGUAAUGAAGAAGACCAACACAUCGAAGGUGAGACAGGGGAAAAGAUGGAAACAGAGAUGGAGAAUGAGGAAGUAAGUGAAGGGGCUGAAACAAAAGAAGAAGAAACAGGAGAAGCGGUGGACCUUUCAGCAGCCGCAUAGAUCGGUGUGGUGAGAGAAGGGGGGACGGAGCCAAUGUGACAUGAUAGAGAAGGCAAAAAUGGCAGUGAAGCUUGUGGUUGUGGGUCUUAUCUUUCUUCAUCUACGUGUUUUACACAAGGAGUUGGUUUUAGAUCGUUGGAACCAUGAGAAUGUUAUUGUCAUGUUCUUGAUUACAUUGUUCUAUAAAACUGCUAAGCCGUAAACAAUUUUCUUAGCUACUUAGAAUAGUUAGACUUAUAAAAUUACAAUAGCCAGAGCCAAUGAAAAUUAGGGUUUAUGAUCAUUUAAGAGUGUGAAGGUGACUUUCUUCAUUGUGGCAAUGUGUUCAUUCAAUGUUGAAAAUGAGGCACUGAAAAGAAAGUAUAAACCUGGCUCGGCACCCGUAGCACAGUGGUUACGGCGCCAGCCACAUACA
This is a messenger RNA of Otolemur garnettii (small-eared galago), 1987 nucleotides long. It is a transcript of the gene ERICH5, whose product is annotated as glutamate rich 5. NCBI's taxonomy places the organism in Eukaryota, Metazoa, Chordata, Mammalia, Primates, Galagidae. The transcript has 4 exons. The record is from RefSeq and is a predicted model, not a curated record. The coding region runs from base 232 to 1572 and encodes 446 amino acids.